Messenger RNA from Komagataella phaffii GS115, 1959 nucleotides. RefSeq lists its product as hypothetical. Bases 1 to 1959 code for a protein of 652 amino acids. Gene Ontology annotation, molecular function: mannosyltransferase activity. The record is from RefSeq and is a predicted model, not a curated record. NCBI's taxonomy places the organism in Eukaryota, Fungi, Ascomycota, Pichiomycetes, Pichiales, Pichiaceae. The transcript has a single exon.
AUGGUCGAUCUGUUUCAGUGGUUGAAAUUUUAUAGCAUGAGAAGACUCGGUCAGGUUGCUAUAACCUUGGUUCUUUUGAACCUGUUUGUAUUUUUGGGCUACAAGUUCACUCCUAGCACCGUGAUAGGUUCACCCUCCUGGGAACCUGCAGUGGUGCCCACAGUUUUCAAUGAAUCAUAUUUGGAUUCGCUUCAGUUCACGGACAUAAACGUUGAUUCGUUCCUUUCGGAUACUAAUGGUAGAAUUUCCGUGACGUGUGACAGCUUAGCUUAUAAAGGGCUAGUCAAGACUAGUAAGAAGAAGGAACUGGACUGCGAUAUGGCCUAUAUCAGGAGGAAAAUUUUUUCAUCCGAGGAAUACGGAGUACUGGCCGAUUUGGAGGCUCAGGACAUCACAGAGGAACAGAGAAUAAAAAAGCACUGGUUUACCUUCUAUGGAAGUUCUGUCUAUCUUCCCGAACACGAAGUCCACUAUCUUGUUCGUCGUGUUUUGUUCAGCAAGGUGGGAAGAGCAGACACGCCGGUGAUCUCGCUUUUAGUUGCCCAACUUUACGAUAAAGACUGGAAUGAGUUAACGCCUCAUACGCUGGAGAUAGUGAACCCAGCCACAGGCAAUGUCACGCCCCAAACAUUCCCUCAGCUCAUACACGUCCCCAUUGAGUGGAGCGUUGAUGAUAAAUGGAAAGGUACGGAGGAUCCUAGAGUUUUCCUCAAGCCUUCAAAGACAGGCGUAUCAGAACCCAUUGUGCUAUUUAACUUGCAGUCCUCUUUGUGUGACGGUAAGCGUGGAAUGUUUGUGACUUCUCCUUUUCGGUCCGACAAAGUAAAUCUUCUUGAUAUUGAAGAUAAGGAAAGACCAAAUUCAGAAAAGAAUUGGUCCCCAUUUUUCUUGGACGAUGUUGAAGUUUCCAAAUACAGCACUGGAUAUGUGCACUUUGUGUACUCUUUCAAUCCUUUGAAAGUUAUAAAAUGCAGCUUGGACACAGGAGCCUGUCGUAUGAUCUACGAAAGUCCAGAGGAAGGCCGUUUUGGCUCAGAGUUGCGAGGUGCCACACCUAUGGUGAAACUACCUGUUCACCUUUCGCUUCCUAAAGGUAAGGAGGUCUGGGUUGCUUUCCCCAGAACUAGACUACGAGACUGUGGAUGUUCAAGAACAACCUAUCGACCAGUAUUGACGCUUUUUGUCAAGGAGGGCAAUAAAUUCUACACAGAAUUGAUUUCCAGUUCCAUUGACUUUCACAUUGACGUAUUAUCAUACGAUGCAAAGGGAGAGUCAUGUUCUGGAUCGAUUUCAGUGUUGAUCCCCAAUGGUAUUGACAGCUGGGAUGUAAGCAAGAAGCAAGGAGGAAAGUCUGAUAUCUUGACUCUGACCUUGAGUGAGGCAGACAGAAACACGGUGGUUGUUCAUGUAAAGGGAUUGUUAGAUUACUUGCUAGUGCUAAACGGUGAGGGACCUAUACAUGAUAGUCACUCUUUCAAGAAUGUGCUGUCUACAAAUCAUUUUAAAAGUGACACCACUCUGUUGAACUCAGUCAAGGCUGCUGAAUGUGCUAUUUUUUCGAGUAGGGACUACUGCAAGAAGUACGGGGAGACCCGUGGUGAGCCUGCCAGAUAUGCAAAACAGAUGGAGAAUGAAAGGAAGGAAAAGGAGAAAAAAGAGAAAGAAGCCAAGGAGAAGCUGGAAGCUGAGAAAGCUGAAAUGGAAGAAGCUGUAAGAAAGGCACAGGAAGCCAUUGCACAGAAGGAGAGAGAAAAAGAGGAAGCCGAACAGGAGAAGAAAGCACAGCAGGAAGCAAAGGAGAAGGAAGCAGAGGAAAAAGCGGCAAAGGAAAAGGAAGCAAAGGAGAAUGAAGCAAAGAAGAAGAUAAUAGUGGAGAAACUUGCAAAGGAGCAGGAGGAGGCUGAAAAGUUAGAGGCAAAGAAGAAACUGUAUCAAUUGCAGGAAGAAGAAAGAAGUUAA